Messenger RNA from Suillus fuscotomentosus, 276 nucleotides. RefSeq lists its product as uncharacterized. NCBI's taxonomy places the organism in Eukaryota, Fungi, Basidiomycota, Agaricomycetes, Boletales, Suillaceae. The annotation marks the transcript as partial. The transcript has a single exon. The record is from RefSeq and is a predicted model, not a curated record.
AAAUUCCGCUGUUUGACUUGCAGUGGAGAUCAGACAUUCUGUUGUUCUUGCAUUGUCAAUGCUCACCAGUUUUUGCCCUUCCACAAGGUUCAAGAGUGGACUGGGAAAUGCUUCAAUGACACAUCACUCAAAGAAUUGGGUUUUAUCUGGCAUAUGGGCCAUGGGGGACAACCAUGUCCAUUUUCUGACAACAUGCAUGCAUGGGAGAAUAUUCCAAUGGACACAGAGGCUGAUUUUUCACUAAUGGAGACAGUUCAUGGUCCAACUAUACCAACC